Rhodamnia argentea is the source of this 958-nucleotide messenger RNA. RefSeq lists its product as uncharacterized. The transcript has a single exon. Lineage: Eukaryota; Viridiplantae; Streptophyta; Magnoliopsida; Myrtales; Myrtaceae. The record is from RefSeq and is a predicted model, not a curated record. Bases 156 to 719 code for a protein of 187 amino acids.
GAUUGAGCUAUAGAACAAACCCUCUAUAUAUUUGUGCCAAGUCCAGCAAGUUUCUCUAGUUAAAACACACACGACUCUCCUCAUUCUCUCUUCUGAGUUACUGGCUUUCGGCACAAAACAAAGUGUUAACUUUCGUAAAGGAAGCAUUUUUAUCAAUGGGUGAUUACUGGCCUCGUGCUAAAAACAAACAGAGAGCCAGCAAUGGGGAUUUUGAAGAGGAAGAUGUGUGGUCGGUCGUGACCAAGGGAAGGGAAGACUCGAGCCCCACCAUGGGAAGCUCCAUUCACAAGAGCCUCACUGCUUCCUCAUCCGCAUGGCAGUACUCAAGUGCUCCGAAAACGAUCCCAAGAAGACCCGCCAACCAAGAAGCUGUGACUCCGGGCCAGCGGUCGUCGGGCCCGGUCAACAUCCCCGACUGGUCGAAGAUUUAUGGGAGCAAGAGGGGGGAUGGCCUUGACAGCGAGCGUGAGCAUGGUCAUGGCGUCUAUGGCGAUGAUGGCGAUGAUGGGUCUGGUCAUCAUGGUGAUGAUGGGGAUGAUGAUGAUGAUGGUGAUGUUGAUGGCGAAAUGGUUCCUCCACACGAAUGGGUGGCUAAGAGGCUGGCGAGGACUCGGAUUUCUCCGUUCUCCGUGUGUGAAGGGGUUGGGAGGGCUUUGAAAGGGAGGGAACUCAGCAGAGUGAGGAAUGCAAUCCUGACGAAAACUGGCUUCCUGGAGUGAAUUUUCUCUUUCCUUUGUUCGCCCUCUCCUCGGACUUCUUAGCUUUUUUGUUCAAUGUCGGCGGCAAAAGUGCGGCUCUUAUGUCCUAGGAUGAAUAUUAUAGCUUAGAGAUGGACCGGAACUCUUUUGAAUAUUCAUCGUAAGCAUUACAAUGUCUCAACAUCAUUCGCGAAAAUCGCUUUUUGGUCUAAAGAUUGAAUCCACAAUCUUGCCUUUCUUUUUUUGAAACUCUUUUAGCU